AUGGCAGCCCAGCAUAAUGCCGUGCUGCCAACUGCUCUCAAAAUACCUGCCAUCCAGAAACUCACUAACAAGCGCGUCGUUCUCGCUUCUGCAAGUCCAAGGAGAAAGGAGAUACUCCAAACCCUGGGCUUGGCACCCGAGGUUAUCACAUCCACCUUUGCUGAGGACCUCCCACUCUCUUCAUUCGAUGAUAUUCAUGAAUACCCUGUUUCCACCGCGAUCCAGAAAGCAGUAGAGGUGUAUCAAAGAGUAUUAGCAGAGAAUCUAGACGAUGCACCCGAUCUCGUCAUCGGUGCGGAUACUGUCGUUUUCACUCAUGCACUGCCAUCGACGACGAAUGAGAUGGAGACGGGUGUGCGGCAAGAGCUUCUAGAGAAACCAUCCUCGAAAGGCGAUAAUAUGCGCAUGCUGAUGGACCUGAACGGGGGCGUUUGCGAGGUCGUAACAGGCGUUGCACUUGUGUAUCCAAUCUUGAGUGCUCCGGGAUAUGAGAUCAAGUCUAUAGAUGAACGGACAUUGGUGUACUUCGCUGACAAUCCGAAACAUGUACUCAAGGCGUAUGUGGACAGCGAGGAAGGUCUAGAUCGAGCAGGAGGCUUUGCAGUCCAAGGCCUUGGCAACUUGCUCAUUCGCAAGAUUGACGGGGACUUUUACAACGUCAUGGGGUUUCCUGGGGCGUCAUUUUUCAAGCUCCUUGACAUGCUCGUUGAAAAUGAAGAGGAUUUCCUCGAGAUAUAG
Messenger RNA from Suillus paluster, 738 nucleotides. RefSeq names its product Maf Ham1. Gene Ontology annotation, molecular function: nucleoside triphosphate diphosphatase activity. The transcript is spliced from 7 exons. The coding region runs from base 1 to 738 and encodes 245 amino acids. Lineage: Eukaryota; Fungi; Basidiomycota; Agaricomycetes; Boletales; Suillaceae. The record is from RefSeq and is a predicted model, not a curated record.